Messenger RNA from Fonsecaea multimorphosa CBS 102226, 1368 nucleotides. RefSeq lists its product as uncharacterized. Lineage: Eukaryota; Fungi; Ascomycota; Eurotiomycetes; Chaetothyriales; Herpotrichiellaceae. The coding region runs from base 1 to 1368 and encodes 455 amino acids. Gene Ontology annotation, biological process: fluoride transmembrane transport. Gene Ontology annotation, cellular component: membrane. The transcript has a single exon. The record is from RefSeq and is a predicted model, not a curated record. Gene Ontology annotation, molecular function: fluoride transmembrane transporter activity.
AUGCACGACCACCAUGGAGCAGGGGCUCGAGGGCGGCGGAGAAGCGGAGGUGACGAGGAGGAGUUGACUGAGAUGGCUGUUCCGGCCCCAGCUCAACCGGAAGACCCCAGGCGUCCUUCACUAGAAGACAUUGAGCGUCGGCUAAGUCGACACUAUACAAAAGAUCGCCGAGAAGCCCUCGGAGAACUGGCGGCACCUGAACCCGUUCCGUCAAGAGAAAAGCCAAGCGAUGAAGAGACUGGAGGUCAUCGCACCAGCCUGGAGGAGGCGCAACAAGAGGAGGAAGGGGAGGAAGGGACAAAGGCCCCGGAGCCCACGACUUCAUAUGCCGCCACAGAGGUCUACAUUAUUUCUUGGUUGGUCUUUUUUUCACUCCUUGGGACAUUGGCACGACUGGGGGUCGAUGCCCUCACACUGUAUCCGAAUUCACCUUUUUCGAGCCGGGUAUUAUGGGCCAACCUAGGUGGUUCAUUUUUCCUCGGCUUCCUCACGGAAGAUCGUCAACUUUUCCGGGAAGAAUGGGGAUCAAGAGACCCCGGAGCGCCAGCAUCGGACCAUAUCAAGGUCAAAAAGACCAUUCCACUCUACAUCGGGCUCGCUACGGGGUUCUGUGGUUCAUUCACGUCCUUUUCUUCCUUCAUCCGCGACUGCUUUUUGGCCUUGACGAAUGACCUCCAGUCGCCUUCGCGGACCUUGCCAUACCAGGUGGAUCGGGUUGUCGCGCAUAGGAAUGGUGGUUUUUCAUUCUUGGCUCUGCUUGCCAUUGUGAUUGUCCAUCCGGCCGUCUCUCUGGCGGCGCUGAUGGUUGGCGCACAGCUGGCUCUUUUGCUUCAACCAGUCACGCCAACGCUACCGUUCAGAUUCUGUCGCAAAGUGCUGGAUCCGUUGGGUGUCAUUCUCGGGUUUGGUUCCUGGCUUGGAGCAGUCUUUCUGGCUAUUUGGCCCCCUGGGAACGAUAUACACUGGAGGUUCCGCGCGGUUUUGCCCCUUGUGUUUGCACCGCUGGGCUGCCUUCUUCGCUUCUACAUGUCCAAGCACAUGAACGCCAUUAUACCGUCCUUCCCGCUGGGCACAUUCGCCGUCAAUAUUUUUGGCACGGCGGUGCUAGGCAUGGCCUGGGAUUUGCAACACUCGAGCACCAUCGCCGCAUCCGGGUCCAACGCUUGUGCGGUGCUGCAAGGGAUUAUGGACGGAUUUUGCGGCUGCCUUACCACGGUCAGUACGUGGGUUGCGGAAAUCCAGGGGCUUCGCCGAAGGCAUGGCUGGAUCUAUGGUGCUAGCAGCGUGGCCGUUGCAUUGGCAAUGUUGGUGGUGAUCAUGGGCUCGAUGGGAUGGACUGUUGGAUUUGUACCACCAACUUGCAGCUGA